AUGAUGAUGAUGCAAGCGAGCCCGAUACCCCCACAUACUCCCUACCCUGAGGCCGUGAAGCUUGUACCCCAGGCAGCUUUGAGCCUUGAGGAACCUUUGCUACCUAUUCAGACAGAGCUUCCAGAGCUUCCUCUGCUCCAGGACUUGUUGCCAGUUGACAGGCUGCAGAUCACCAAGAGGUUGCGGAUCAAGAACGUGUUGUUCCUACGAGGGAAGAAGAAUAGGUUCUCUGUUAGGAGCUCCGACCAGAAACUGUUAUAUACUAUUGAAGAGGAAAAUAACCACUGGUGGGUUGGAUAUUUCUGCUACGGUCUACGUCCAUUAGAGCUAAGGGUGAUGAACGUGCAGGGCACAGAAGUGAUGAGGAUACAUCGAUACUACUCGUGCACCGCCAGGGUGUUCCCAUGUCAGCUCCAGCAUCUGGAAGUAUACUCGCCUCCUGGACAGCUGAUUGGCAGCGUGGAACAGCAGUGGUCAGCCGUCAGACCCAUGUACAUAAUCAAAAACUGUGAUGGUGAUACUCUGUUUUGUAUAAAUGGUCCUUACGUGACACUGAGCUGUUUCCGAGACGUCCACUUCCAGAUCCUGCGACCUGAUGGCACAGCAGUUGGCACCACCAGCAGGCACUGGCAGGGGCUAAAACAUGCGCUGAUCCUCGCUCCAGUUUCUGACAAGUUUGGCGUGACCUUCGAUGGAAGUAUCUCAGUGGAAGAGAAAGGCCUGCUCCUAGCUGCGGCUCUGCUUAUGGAUUAUAUGUACUACGACGCGUGA
Molecule: messenger RNA, 771 nt
Organism: Spodoptera exigua (beet armyworm)
Lineage: Eukaryota; Metazoa; Arthropoda; Insecta; Lepidoptera; Noctuidae
Source: the annotation of a GenBank genome assembly